This is a messenger RNA of Gymnogyps californianus (California condor), 1370 nucleotides long. It is a transcript of the gene FOXF2, whose product is annotated as forkhead box F2. The transcript has 2 exons. Gene Ontology annotation, molecular function: RNA polymerase II cis-regulatory region sequence-specific DNA binding; DNA-binding transcription factor activity, RNA polymerase II-specific. Bases 189 to 1370 code for a protein of 393 amino acids. Gene Ontology annotation, biological process: animal organ morphogenesis; regulation of transcription by RNA polymerase II. NCBI's taxonomy places the organism in Eukaryota, Metazoa, Chordata, Aves, Accipitriformes, Cathartidae. The record is from RefSeq and is a predicted model, not a curated record. Gene Ontology annotation, cellular component: nucleus.
AUGCGCAGGGCGCUGCCACCGCCCCGCCGCCGCCCGCCGCGCUGAGGAGGUGCCCGGAGGACAGCAGCUCCCACCGCCCCCCCGCUCUCCCCCUGCGGGGCACCCCCGCCCCGGUACCCACCCCGCCCGGCUCCCCCCCUUCCCUCCCAGCCUCACCCCACCCUGCCCCAUUCCCCUCCCUCCGCCAGAUGACCACCGAGAGCGGCCAGCAGCGGCUGGAGCCCCCCGUCCCUCUCCGCUCCUGCAGCCCGGCUCCCGGAGCUCUCCAGAUGAGCCGGCCGCCCUCCUCCGCCCUGGAGACCUCCACCUCCUCUUCCUCCACCUCCACCUCCUCCUCCUCCUCCUCCUCGGCGGCGGCGGCGUCUUCCAAGAGCAAGAAGGCCAGCUCGGGGCUGCGGCGGCCCGAGAAGCCCCCCUACUCCUACAUCGCCCUCAUCGUCAUGGCCAUCCAGAGCUCGCCCUCCAAGCGCCUGACCCUCAGCGAGAUCUACCAGUUCCUGCAGGCCCGCUUCCCCUUCUUCCGCGGCUCCUACCAGGGCUGGAAGAACUCCGUGCGCCACAACCUCUCCCUCAACGAGUGCUUCAUCAAGCUGCCCAAGGGCCUGGGCCGCCCGGGCAAGGGCCACUACUGGACCAUCGACCCGGCCAGCGAGUUCAUGUUCGAGGAGGGCUCCUUCCGACGGCGGCCCCGCGGCUUCAGGAGGAAAUGCCAGGCGCUGAAGCCCAUGUACCGCAUGAUGAACGGGCUGGGCUUCGGCGCCUCCAUCCUCCCGCAGGGCUUCGACUUCCAGGCGCCCCCCGCCUCCCUCGCCUGCCACUCCAACGGCUACAACCUCGACAUGAUGCCCAACGCCAUGGCCAGCGGCUACGAGGGACUCAGCGGCGGCCACCACGUCCCGCACAUGUCGCCCAACCCCGGCUCGACCUACAUGGCCAGCUGCCCGGUGACUGCCAACGGGGACUACGGCCCCGACAGCAGCAGCAGCCCCGUGCCCUCCUCGCCGGCCAUGGCGAGCGCCAUCGAGUGCCACUCGCCCUACACGAGCCCUUCGGCUCACUGGACAGCCUCGGGGGCCUCGCCCUACAUAAAGCAGCAGGGCCUCCCCGCCGCCAACGCCGCCUCCUCCGGCAUCCACUCCAGCGUGCCCUCCUACUCCCUGGAGCAGGGCUACCUGCACCAGAGCCCCCGCGACGACCUCUCAGUGGGAUUGCCUCGCUACCAGCAUCACCCCUCCCCGGUGUGUGACAGGAAAGAUUUUGUCCUCAAUUUUAAUGGCAUUUCUUCGUUUCACCCGUCCGCUAGUGGAUCUUACUACCACCAUCACCACCAUCAAAGCGUCUGUCAAGACAUCAAGCCCUGCGUGAUGUGA